AUUAAUUAACUUGAACCCAAAUCAUAAUUUCGUUGGCACGCAAAUGUCACAAGGACUCCCCUAAUUUUCUCCCUAAUCGUGAAAUCCUUGACACCUGCUACAGUUUUAAACAAUUUCCGUAAAUAAAAUCCCCAAAAGCGAGCUCAUUAAAAUGUUGUCUGUGAAUCAGUGCAAAUCAAGUGCUAUAAAAGCGGGAAAAGCGAGAAAGUUCAAGUAGUCUGAGCUCAAACGGAAGUCAAAGAGACAGGAAAGUAUUUCAGGUUUACUGUUGACACCGUACGUUGGGCGCCAAGUGCCUAAAACAAUGAUUUGACAUUCGCUUAAUCAUCACAUCACAAAUGAACUCUACAACAAUCAACGAUAAACCCAACCGAAAUAUAUUCGGUCUACGAGGUAUUUGGGCCACAAUUGUGCCGCUCUUUUCGAUUACGCUACUCAUUGCGUUGAUUUUGUGGCUGCUACGGAAAUUCAUUGAAGGACCGUUCUAUCGUAAAACAAAUCGCAUCGAUGGCAAGGUGGUCAUCGUCACCGGCUGCAACACGGGCAUUGGCAAGGAGACGGUCCUCGAGCUGGCGCGGCGUGGUGCCAAGAUCUACAUGGCCUGUCGAGAUCCCGCACGCUGCGAGGCAGCUCGCAUUGAGAUCAUCGAUCGCACCCAGAACCAACAGCUCUUCAAUCGCAGCAUCGACUUGGGAUCGUUGGAGUCGGUGCGCAACUUCGUUGCUCGCUUCAAGGCGGAGGAGACCCGACUCGAUCUGCUGGUGAAUAAUGCCGGCAUUAUGGCCUGUCCACGCUCCCUAACUGCCGAUGGCUAUGAACAGCAGUUUGGCGUCAAUCAUCUGGGUCACUUUCUGCUCACGAAUCUCCUCCUCGACCAUCUGAAAAAAGCGGCGCCUAGUCGCAUUGUGGUCGUUAGCUCGGCGGCCCAUUUGUUUGGCCACAUCGAUCGUGAGGAUCUGAUGAGCGAACGCAGGUACAGCAAGUUCUUUGGCGCAUACAGUCGCUCCAAGUUGGCCAACAUCCUCUUCACCCGCAAAUUGUCCUCGAUGCUUCAGGGCACCGGGGUUACCGUCAACUGUCUGCAUCCGGGAUUGGUGCGUUCCGAUCUGAAUCGUCAUUUUCGUGCACCUCGCUGGUUUCUCGGUCUGCUCAGCAUUGUCUCUCUGUAUUUCGUGAAAUCCCUGCGAGCUGGAGCUCAGACUACUUUGCGUCUCGCACUUGAUCCGUCGCUGGAGGGUUGCUCGGGGGAUUAUUAUGCGGACAGCAGGCGGUUUCCGCUGGUGCCGUGGGCACGUGACGAAAAGACGGCCAAUUGGCUGUGGGGGGAGAGCGAGAGGCUGGUGGGACUGGCGCACAACGUUGAGCAGUCGACAGCACGUGAUGAUGAUGAUGAUGAUGAAUCAAUUAAGACGGUCGUCGUCAGUGAAUAAUAGUUUAGUAGAAAGGCUAAUUGAUGGCGAGCGACCGUUAACUGGCACUUAAUAGAGGAACAAGAGACUCAUCCUAGUGAUUUCCUCAACGUUCAGUUCCAAUUGAGGACUUUGGUCUUCGUGAUAAACUGACUAAUGUAAAAAUUGAAUUGUAAAAAACAUUUUCUCACAACCUCGAUGCCUAUUGAAUUCUCUAGUUAUGCAUACAAUAGUUGCUUUGAAU
Molecule: messenger RNA, 1653 nt
Organism: Drosophila albomicans
Lineage: Eukaryota; Metazoa; Arthropoda; Insecta; Diptera; Drosophilidae
Product: retinol dehydrogenase 12-like
Exons: 1
Coding region: 339-1430 (363 amino acids)
Source: RefSeq, a predicted model, not a curated record